Molecule: messenger RNA, 264 nt
Organism: Lipotes vexillifer (Yangtze River dolphin)
Lineage: Eukaryota; Metazoa; Chordata; Mammalia; Artiodactyla; Lipotidae
Gene: SNN
Product: stannin
Exons: 1
Coding region: 1-264 (87 amino acids)
Cellular component (GO): mitochondrial outer membrane
Source: RefSeq, a predicted model, not a curated record
AUGUCCAUCAUGGACCACAGCCCCACGACCGGUGUGGUCACGGUUAUCGUCAUCCUCAUUGCCAUCGCUGCCCUGGGGGCCUUGAUCCUGGGCUGCUGGUGUUACCUGCGGCUGCAGCGCAUCAGCCAGUCAGAGGACGAGGAGAGCAUCGUGGGGGAUGGCGAGACCAAGGAGCCCUUCCUGCUGGUGCAGUACUCGGCCAAGGGACCGUGCGUGGAGAGGAAGGCCAAGCUGACCCCCAAUGGCCCUGAAGUCCACGGCUGA